Prunus avium (sweet cherry) is the source of this 3807-nucleotide messenger RNA. It is a transcript of the gene ALPHA-ADR, whose product is annotated as alpha-adaptin. The record is from RefSeq and is a predicted model, not a curated record. Gene Ontology annotation, cellular component: membrane coat; AP-2 adaptor complex. Gene Ontology annotation, molecular function: clathrin-cargo adaptor activity. NCBI's taxonomy places the organism in Eukaryota, Viridiplantae, Streptophyta, Magnoliopsida, Rosales, Rosaceae. Gene Ontology annotation, biological process: clathrin-dependent endocytosis; intracellular protein transport.
GAAUAAAAGUCGCCUCCUUCCAGCACUGACCGACGGCUUUUCUCAAAUUUCCUCAGUCCACCUUCCUUCUCUCUCUUUCUCUUUCUCUCUCUAAGAAGGAGGCAUUAGAAUUAGAUCAAACCCAUUUUUUCCAUUUUGUAAUUGGAGGAGCUGCUGAUCUUCACCAACAGUAUUCAAUUUCUGCUAGUCUCUAGAUCCAAUACAAGCCCACAAGGAUCUUCGACGAUUUGGGGGAGCUGAGCAGUGGUGGCUCUCUCUCUCUCUCUCUCUCUCUCUCUCUCUCUCUCUCUGUGAGUGUGUGUCUCGCUAGGGUUGGAUCUGAGUAGUCAUGGCUUUGUCAGGCAUGCGAGGCCUCUCUGUUUUCAUCAGCGACAUUCGGAAUUGCCAGAACAAAGAGCAGGAGAGGCUCCGGGUCGAUAAGGAGCUUGGGAAUGUCCGUACACGCUUCAAAAACGAAAAGGGUUUGUCACCUUAUGAAAAGAAGAAGUAUGUUUGGAAAAUGCUUUACAUUUAUAUGCUGGGCUAUGAUGUGGAUUUUGGUCACAUGGAAGCAGUUUCUUUAAUAUCUGCGCCUAAGUAUCCAGAAAAGCAGGUUGGGUACAUUGUGACGUCAUGUCUGCUCAAUGAGAACCAUGAUUUUCUGAGAUUAGCAAUAAAUACCGUGCGCAAUGAUAUUAUCGGUCGUAACGAGACUUUCCAGUGUUUGGCAUUGACUAUGGUUGGGAAUAUCGGCGGAAGGGAAUUUGCGGAGUCAUUAGCACCUGAUGUUCAAAAGUUACUUAUUUCUAGCAGCUACAGGCCACUUGUGAGAAAAAAGGCUGCACUAUGUCUAUUGCGCUUGUAUAGGAAAAAUCCUGAUGUUGUCAAUGUAGAUGGCUGGGCUGACCGGAUGGCACAACUUUUAGAUGAACGCGAUCUUGGUGUUUUGACAUCAUCUAUGAGCCUUCUAGUAGCCCUCGUAUCAAACCACCAUGAUUCUUACUGGAGUUGUCUUCCAAAAUGUGUUAAAAUAUUAGAACGGCUUGCUAGGAACCAGGAUAUUCCACAAGAGUACACCUACUAUGGUAUCCCAUCUCCCUGGCUUCAGGUUAAGACAAUGAGGGCUCUUCAGUAUUUUCCUACUGUUGAAGAUCCAAAUACCAGACGGUCAUUGUUUGAGGUCUUACAACGGAUAUUGAUGGGUACCGAUGUUGUUAAAAAUGUUAAUAAGAACAAUGCAUCGCAUGCUGUUCUCUUUGAAGCCCUUGCUCUUGUCAUGCAUCUGGAUGCUGAGAAGGAAAUGAUGUCUCAGUGUGUUGCACUGCUUGGAAAAUUUAUUGCUGUGCGAGAACCAAAUAUCCGAUAUCUUGGUUUGGAAAAUAUGACACGCAUGCUAAUGGUGACGGAUGUGCAAGAUAUCAUCAAGAGACAUCAGGCUCAGAUCAUCACCUCAUUGAAGGAUCCAGAUAUCAGUAUUCGUAGGCGUGCUCUUGACUUGCUUUAUGGUAUGUGCGAUGUUUCAAAUGCAAAAGAUAUAGUUGAAGAACUAUUGCAGUAUCUUAGCACAGCGGACUUUGCAAUGCGUGAGGAAUUGUCACUUAAAGCUGCCAUUCUUGCCGAAAAAUUUGCCCCUGAUCUGUCAUGGUAUGUAGAUGUGAUUCUUCAACUAAUUGACAAAGCUGGAGAUUUUGUCAGUGAUGAUAUAUGGUUUCGUGUUGUGCAAUUUGUUACAAAUAAUGAAGACUUACAGCCAUAUGCAGCAGCAAAAGCCAGAGAGUAUCUUGACAAACCUGCUAUACAUGAGACAAUGGUUAAGGUCAGUGCAUAUAUCAUUGGAGAAUUUGGCCACCUUUUGGCCAGACGGCCUGGGUGUAGUCCAAAGGAAUUAUUUAGCGUCAUACAUGAGAAGCUUCCUGCUGUAUCGACUUAUACGGUUCCUAUUCUUCUUUCAACAUAUGCUAAGAUCUUUAUGCACACUCAACCUCCAGAUGCAGAACUACAAAAUCAGAUUUGGGCGAUAUUCAACAAGUAUGAGAGUUGCAUUGAUGUAGAGAUACAACAACGAGCUGCUGAAUACCUUGCCUUGAGUAGGAGAGGUGCAGCCCUUGUGGAUAUAUUGGCCGAAAUGCCUAAAUUUCCUGAGCGGCAGUCUGCAUUGAUAAAAAAGGCUGAAGAUACUGAGGUUGAUACAGCAGAACAAAGUGCUAUCAAGUUGCGGGCCCAGCAGCAAACAUCAAAUGCCUUGGUUGUUACUGACCAACGUCCUGCUAAUGGGACCCCACCUGUCAACCAGCUCGGUCUUGUGAAGAUUCCCAGCAUGAGCAGUAAUGCGGAUCACAAUUCAACCGACCAAGUGUUGUCUCAGGAAAAUGGUACUUUGAGUACAGUUGAUCCUCAACCUGCUUCAGCAGAUCUCCUUGGUGAUCUCUUGGGUCCACUGGCUAUCGAAGGCCCUCCCGGUACUGCUGUUCAAUCACAGCAGAGUGUAAUCCCUGGAGUAGGAGGUGAUUCAAAUGCAGUAGAUGCUGCAGCCAUAGUGCCUGUUGGCGAGGAGCAAAAUUCUGUUCAGCCAAUAGGAAAUAUUGCUGAAAGAUUUCUUGCUUUGUGCUUGAAAGAUAGUGGUGUUCUAUACGAAGAUCCUAAUAUUCAGAUUGGAAUUAAAGCAGAGUGGCGGGUUCAUCAAGGAUGUCUUGUUCUUUUCUUGGGAAACAAAAAUACUUCACCGCUUGUGUCAGUUCAGGCUAUAAUUUUGCCUCCCUCCCAUUUCAAAAUGGAGCUCUCACUAGUACCAGACACUAUACCUCCCAGGGCACAGGUACAAUGCCCACUUGAAGUUGUGAAUCUCCGUCCAAGCAGGGAUGUAGCGGUUCUUGACUUCUCCUACAAGUUUGGUAACAAUAUGGUCAAUGUCAAGCUUCGCCUCCCAGCUGUCUUGAAUAAAUUUCUUCAGCCUAUACCAGUGUCUGCUGAAGAGUUCUUUCCUCAGUGGAGAUCACUAUCAGGACCACCUCUGAAGCUUCAAGAAGUGGUUAGAGGUGUCAAACCAAUGCCCCUUGCCGAGAUGGCAAAUCUACUAAACAGUUUGCGAUUGAUGGUUUGUCCAGCACUUGACCCAAAUCCAAAUAACCUCGUUGCAAGCACAAUGUUUUACUCAGAAAGUACACGGGCCAUGCUUUGCUUGGUUAGAAUAGAAACAGAUCCAGCAGACAGAACCCAGUUGCGUAUGACAGUUUCUUCAGGGGACCCUACAUUAACACUCGAGUUGAAGGAGUUCAUCAAGGAACAACUAUGUAGCAUCCCUACAGCCCCUCGUGCACCUGGACCAGUGCCACCAGCACCUCCAGUAGCUCAGCCAACCAGUCCGGCUGCAGCAUUAACGGAUCCUGGGGCUAUGCUAGCCGGUCUGCUGUGACAAAGUGAAGAUGAUAUGUGAGGAUUUGUUCAUUAUACACUCAUAAAUCUGAUUUAUACAACCUACCCAAUGGUAUCUCUCACCCAAAGUUCAAGAGGUGGAUAGAGAAAAUCCUGAUGCAAGGGCUGGCGGAAUCAAGUGUGAGCUAAUUUGUGCGGACGGCUUAGUGUUUGAGUGGAUCUCUCCAUGGGUUGGUCGGGGUUUUCAAAUUCUUUCUGUACAAUGCAAUUGUGCCUAAGUGAGAAGUUUUCUCGGUUUUGGGGUGAGGGUAUUUUUAUUUCUUUUUCUUUUUCUUCUUCUUUCACAUUUUUUCCCCUCCCAAUUUCAGUGGAUUGGUUUCUGUAGUUACACAGUACUUGACAGAACAGAAUGUAAGAUAUUGGCAGCAUGAAGUAGAUUAGUUGUAAUAUUUUGUA